AUGUUGAAAACUUUCAUAACAAUCGCUUUCUUACUCACAAGCGUUCUUUGUAAAAAUAUUAUUUUAACUAAUGAUGAUGGUUUUACUGCAACAAAUAUUCGUAGCACGUUUAAAGCAUUAACAGAUGCAGGGCAUAAUGUGUUAUUAGUAGCACCAGUUUCCCAAAGAUCAGGUUGGUCUGGUAAGUUCGAUGUUCCAGCAACAAAGGAAUUGUUAACUGACGGAGAAUUUGGCUAUGUCCAAAAAGGACAACCAUCGUGGGGACACGAAGCUGACAACAUGAAUAUCUGGUACUUCAAUGGUACACCAGCUAGUUCUGUGUCGUUCGCAUUGAACUAUGUUAUUCCUCAGUUUUUUAAUUCAACAGAUGGUAAGGACAACAAAACUGUUAUCGACAAAGUUGAUUUAGUGGUUUCAGGUCCUAAUGAAGGAACCAAUUUAUCACCAGGUUACUUCACAAUUUCGGGUACUAUUGGAGCUGCUACAAGCUCUGUUUACAGAGGGAUUCCUGCUAUUGCAUUUUCCGGUUCUAAUUCUAAUAAUUCGUUUUUCAAAGAUUCCUUAAAUAAUGAUCCAUUAGAACCAUCCAAUAUUUAUGCUAAAAAAGUUGUUGAAUUCGUUGGUGAUCUUUUUGACAAGCAAGGCGAUAACUCAGUGUUGCCAUUAGGUACUGGUAUCAAUGUCAAUUUCCCAAAAGUUGGUUACGAAUCUGAUAACGAUGGAUGUACAAAUCCCAAAUGGAUUUUCUCUAGAUUAACUGGUGAAGAAGCAAGUGCACCAGACGUGUACUAUGACGAAGAAACAGACUCUAUCAAAUCUGUUACUGUUCCAUUGAAGGGAUUAAUUAAUUGUUUCAAUGGUGACUGUUCUUUGCCUUCUGAGAGCUAUAUUAUAGCUAAUACUACAUGCCAGACAUCGGUCAGUGUCUUCAGUAUAGAUUACGAUGCCAAUACUGAAUUAACUAACUCAGUAAAGACCUUGUUGCAACCUAUAUUAAGUUAA
Molecule: messenger RNA, 1002 nt
Organism: Debaryomyces fabryi
Lineage: Eukaryota; Fungi; Ascomycota; Pichiomycetes; Serinales; Debaryomycetaceae
Gene: PHO100
Product: Pho100p
Exons: 1
Coding region: 1-1002 (333 amino acids)
Molecular function (GO): nucleotidase activity
Source: RefSeq, a predicted model, not a curated record